AUGCUUUAUUCAUCAGUCCUUGAACAGCUUGCUUUUCUUUCUUGCUUUUUUAUUCAUGUCAAUCUCCCAUGCUUAUUUUAUUUUCAGACUUUUAUUCCUAUUUUCAUCAUCUAUAUUUAUUACACGUGCCUUCUUUUUUUUCUUUCUGUCUGUAUUUAUUUUUUCUCUAUUUCUCAUAAUCUCCCACCUUUGCUUCACUCACUCUUUCUUUCUUUCUUUCUUUCUUUCUUUCUUUCUUUCUUUCUUUCUUUCUUUCUUCAACUUCAGUCAUCCAAUCUUUUCUUACAUUAUUUUCAAGUCUUAAUAUUCAUAUUUUUUAUCAUCUCCCUCCUUUGCCUUUCUUGCUCUCUCUUUCUCUCUCUCUCUUUAUUUUUUUCUUUCUCUCACUCUUUCUUUCUUUCUCUCUUUCUUUCUUUAUCUCUUUCUUUUUUCUCCUUUCUUUCUCUCUCUUUAUCUUUUUCUUUCUUUAUCUCUUUCUUUCUUUCUCCUUUCUUUCUCUUUCUUUCUUUCUCUUUUUGUUUCUUUAUCUCUUUCUUUCUCCUUUUUUCUUUCUUCUUUCUCUUUCUUUCUCUCUCUCUUUCUUUCUUUCUUUUUCUCAAUCUUUCUUUCUUUCUUUCUUUCUUUCCGUAUUUCAUUUCAACUUAUCAUUCUCUUCUUAUUUACCCAUCUCUUUUACUUUCUUUCUCUUUUAUGUCAACUUAUUUCCAUACCCAGUCACUAUUUAUUCAUUUAUUUAUUAAUUCUUCUUUUUACUUUGUCCAUUUUUCAUAUUUUUUGCUUUAUUUUAUUCAACUUCUCUCUCUCUCUCUCUUUUCCUUGUUAUUCUCAUCGUAUCAUUUUCCACUUUAUCUUCAUUUAUUUUUUGCUUCCUAUUUUUCUACCAUUCUGACUUUUAAUUCCCAAUUUACAAACCAAAAAAGAGCUACCGUAACUGAUGAUAGCAAUGAUGUUGAUCACUGA
Acanthosepion pharaonis is the source of this 960-nucleotide messenger RNA. NCBI's taxonomy places the organism in Eukaryota, Metazoa, Mollusca, Cephalopoda, Sepiida, Sepiidae. The record is from the annotation of a GenBank genome assembly.